Molecule: messenger RNA, 2553 nt
Organism: Sinocyclocheilus rhinocerous
Lineage: Eukaryota; Metazoa; Chordata; Actinopteri; Cypriniformes; Cyprinidae
Product: transmembrane protein 56-B-like
Exons: 7
Coding region: 303-1091 (262 amino acids)
Biological process (GO): lipid homeostasis
Cellular component (GO): membrane; endoplasmic reticulum
Source: RefSeq, a predicted model, not a curated record
UCCACCACCACAUACAGCCAUCAUCAACACAUCAGUUUCACAUCAUCAUCCUCAAUAUGCUCUCACCGACACGCGUUUAUAAAACCCACACGCAUCGGAGAUUGAGAUUACUGUAAGGACCACCCGUUUCUCCGUUUGAUAUGAAAUCGUGCAUUUCAUAUCGCCGUGGAGAGAGGAAAAUCAUGCAUGUGUCUAAUUGACGAAAAACAAGGAUUUUUUUAUCAGCCCAUAUGUUUUCAGAUACCAUGCACAACUAGCCAACAGACACCAUUGAUGAUCGAUAAGAGUGGGGUCGGGUGGCCAUGGACCCCUUCAGCCAGCUGAUCCUGCUCAUCUCGGUGGUGAGUUUUUGCACUUUCCAGUGGCUCUUUCAUAGCGUGAGCCCCUGGGCAUCGUCCAGAAUCAGCCCUGGCUUCCUCAAACUCACCCACAAACAGAAGAUCGAGUGGAACUCAAGGACUGUGUCCACGCUCCAUGCCCUGUUGGUCGGCCUCUUCUGCCUCUACAUCCUGUUCUUCGAUGAGGCCGUCAAUCAGGACCCCGUAUGGGGAGAUCCUACUCUGGUGAAGAUAAACGUGAGCAUUACUACAGGCUACCUCAUAUCUGAUCUGCUGCUUAUAUUUUACUAUUGGAGAGCAAUAGGAGACAAGUUUUUUGUAAUCCACCACCUGGCAGCAUUGUAUGCUUACUACUAUGUACUGGGUCAAGGAAUGUUGCCUUAUUUUGCUAACUUCCGUCUGCUUGCAGAGUUUUCCACACCGUGUGUAAACCAACGCUGGUUCUUUGAAGUAUUAGGUUACUCCAAAGCAUCCAAGCCCAACAUGACUAACGGGGUACUGAUGGCGGUCGUGUUUUUCCUGGUGCGGAUCGCCGUCAUGCCGGUAUACUACAGCCGAAUGUGCUCCGUGUACGGCACGGAGGCCUUCUACAAGGUCUCCUUCGGCGGCCGAAGCGCUUGGAUCUUCUCCAGCAUCUGCCUGGACAUCAUGAACGUCAUGUGGAUGCAUAAAAUCGCCCGCGGCUGCUACAAAGUCCUGCGUUCCAGCCGGAAAUCUAAACCCAAGAGCCAGGAGAACGGAAAAACCGAUUGAGUGAAAAGAAAGGGCAUUCGAAUUUUACACCACUUGCUCACAGACAGGGUCGUUGUCUUAUUGACGGUCUUCAUGGGACACUAUGGUAUGAUAGUGACCGGUAAAGACUUUGAAAACCACCCCAGAGCAAUAUUUCAGAGUUAAGACCCGAAACUCUGACAAAAUGUCAAACUGAGAAGAGAUCUAGUGCACCAGAAAAGACUGGCCGCCCACUUUUAUUUUGUGUUUGUUUUGAAACUGUACACCAAAAGUGCAAAUGAUGCACUGUUCGAGAUCACCGGCUGAACUGUAUUUUAACCCUGUUUGGUUUUAAAUUUAAACUGUGGGCAGGUCAACCACAUUAUUUAUUCAUCAAAGUUCAGUCCCUCGCUCUCAAAUCACUGUACUGUGCAAAGGGGCCAAGCGGUCAGUCACCUGAUGUUCACGUUUACUUCAAAGCCGCGUAUAUUGACUGUGAAAGAUUCAUCCACACAACUGCACUGCACUAAAUGAGGAAAAUCAGUGUACUCGAGAAGAAUCUCUUGGAAAAUUAAUGUCACGUACUUGUGGUGUAUUAGAUAUUUUAUCGAAUGCACCGAUGAGAUCCAACUGUGGGGAAAUAUUUUAUAUAUACAAGAUGUGAGCAGUGGUCGCAUUAAUACGGAACUGUUUUUAAGAAUGAAACCUGUUUACACUCGCUCCAGAUUCAGUUCAGAUUUCGCUCCGCUCCCAUGAAACGGACGUCAGGCUUUGUUCGCACUGUACAGUUAAUUGCAUGCGGCGAUGUUGUUCUCUGAAUGUUUGCAUUGUACAUAGAAAUUUUAUUGAACAUACGGUAAUUAUUUUAACUACGUUGGUGUACAGUGUAGGCUAUCCGAUCAAUACUGAAUGAAAUGAUCGAUUCUGAUUUGGAAAUGGUUUUAAAAGGAAGCGUAGCUCGUGAAUGUUCGAGGACUUUCUCAACGUCGGAUCGUUUUCCUGCAUCGUACCUAAUUUAUUGAACCAGUUUUGCACUGGGACAGCAUGAUAAUGUUUGUACGGCAUAUUUAUUGUUUUUUAACGGAAAGGUAUAAAAGUCGUCAAUGCAUCUGAAUAGAUAUACAGCAUAUGAGAGAUACUUUUAUGAAUUCAUUUUAAAAUUCAUUGUCACUAUGAUGAAUUUAUAUUCAUACCAUACACGUGCAUUCAGUGGAUGUGAGCACAUGAGUUUUAUUGAUUUAAAAUGUAUGAAAGAGUUCGAGAUGGCUUACAGCGAUUUGCGUGGAAACAAUUUUAAAGCGGUUCUGUUUUUAAUGAACUAAGUACUUGAAUUUUGAAAUGCGUUAUUUCUGAGAGCCAGACCUAUGAAGAAUUGUCUUUACUGGCACGAGAUAUACAGGAAUCCAUGUUGUAAUUAUUAUUAUUAUUUUAUUUUUUUUGCCUUCGUAUUCAAUCACUCAAAAUGCCUUUUUUGUUUCGUUAAAUAAACAUCUUUUAUUUACUU